Melanotaenia boesemani (Boeseman's rainbowfish) is the source of this 1203-nucleotide messenger RNA. RefSeq names its product PWWP domain-containing DNA repair factor 3B-like. Bases 283 to 1176 code for a protein of 297 amino acids. Gene Ontology annotation, cellular component: extracellular exosome. NCBI's taxonomy places the organism in Eukaryota, Metazoa, Chordata, Actinopteri, Atheriniformes, Melanotaeniidae. The record is from RefSeq and is a predicted model, not a curated record. The transcript is spliced from 12 exons.
GCAGCCGGGGCUUCCCUCAAAGCCACAACAAACCACGCCCCCUACAAACCACGCCCCCUACAAACCACGCCCCUUAAAGGCGGCAUAAACAAUCGAAGAUUACUAAACGCAGAGGAAGCGGAAGAAAAAGGUGGCAUAAACAAUCGAAGAUUAUAGACGCGAUGUCAAUGCCCGUUCAGAGGUCUUGCACAGCAGAUUGUUGCGGGAGCCUGGACAGAGAAGACUGCCCUGGAUUUGAAGGAUGUUCCUAAGCAGACACAUGGCAAUGACUGUGGUGUCUUCAUGAUAAUGUAUGCCUGGUACUUUGCCAUGGAUGCCUGCUUUGACUUCGGUGUUGAUGACAUGUGUCUCCUUAGAAGAUGGUGGUGCAUUGUUCUCUUGGAGAACUUUGGGCUGGAAGGGUAUGGAAGGAAGUUUGCUCAUUUUACAGAUGAAGGAAAGGCAACUCUUCGUGACAAUGUACCACCAGUAUUCAGGAUCACACGCAAAAGAAAACUUGAAAGCCCCAUGAAUCCACAGCACACUGACCCUGAAAUUGAUCACAUGUACUGUAAGAGGCCUUACAGUUUUCCAUCAAGAGAGCAGGUUCAAGACAAUAAUGACAGCAGUGACCAACGCCAGGAUGUGUUCACCACAACCAGAGAUGCUGGCAUCCUGAGUGAGGACAUGUCUUUCAACAGGCUAGUGGAACGAGCUCAGCAAGCUGAACAGAAGCGAAUCCUUGCCAGUGAGCUUCUGUUAACAUUUAUCACUCAGGAUGAAUGCCUGCGACAACACCUCCAAGCAGUCAUCGCAGGAAAACUCACACCGUCCUGGGCAUCAAAGGGAAGAGUGAGAAUUUUCCUCGAGAAAGAAGACCAGCUUGACAGAGUGAUGAGCUUCUUGGCCAGUCUGUUGGAAGCACAGGGAACCAAAUGUCAUGAUCAAGUGGCAUUUGUUAUGGACGUGCUUCUGCCAGAGGCAACACUCCAUGCUAUUGCUGGUGUACAUGCUGUUUCCCUGCACAGGGCCACAGAAAUCUAUGAAUGUGGACUGCAAUAUGACUACAGUGAGAAACAGCUGUUUGCACAUUAUGCAUCAAAAAACAUGAGCAAGGAGGCAGAGCAGAAAAUGCUGACAUACAAAGAACAACUCCAAAGAGCACUCGAGUCCAAGGACUUUGUGCAGAUGCUUUAGCUGUUGCCAAUAAAACACUAAACUGUU